Hordeum vulgare subsp. vulgare (domesticated barley) is the source of this 5043-nucleotide messenger RNA. RefSeq names its product DNA-directed RNA polymerase IV subunit 1. The record is from RefSeq and is a predicted model, not a curated record. Gene Ontology annotation, molecular function: DNA binding. Gene Ontology annotation, cellular component: RNA polymerase II, core complex. Lineage: Eukaryota; Viridiplantae; Streptophyta; Magnoliopsida; Poales; Poaceae. The transcript has 19 exons. Gene Ontology annotation, biological process: DNA-templated transcription. The coding region runs from base 373 to 4671 and encodes 1432 amino acids.
GUUCUGGCUCGCUCUCUCGCCCGCAAAUUUCCAAAAGGCCCAAACCCCCAGGUCGGUGGAGCGCGGCGCCCCAACCCCGAGACCAAAUAUUCUCCCCUCCCUUGCCUUUCCGCAGCCGCAGCUGUUCGUCCGUCUCUGAACCGAUUAGGAUUCAAGAGAGAGAGAGAGAGAAGAUUCUCUUUACCGUUCACCCCUCCUCCUCCUCCUCCUCUUCGUCUCCGUGUCCUAGCCCUCCCCCUCCGCUCUCCCUCGCGCGCAGAUUGCUGCGCCGGCGGCGUCGGGCCCCCCCCGCAAGCGAGGCGCCGCCGCCGCCGCCGCCUUCCACCACUCCUGGGAUUCGACUAGGGGCGGGUUGGUUCCGUCCUCUGCAGGAUGGAGGAGCCAAAUGCUGAAGUGGGCAUACCAACCGUGGAGCUGAGAGGCAUCACAUUCGAUCUCAUGACCAAUACAGAGAUGGAAAAGUCGAGCAGCGCGAGCAUUGUAGAACCAUCUGAUGUCACUAGUGCCAAGUUGGGAUUACCAAAUGGGGCACCGCAGUGUGAGACUUGCGGAGCGCAGACUGUGCGUGAAUGCGACGGUCAUUCUGGCGUGAUUAAGCUGCCUGCAACUGUGCUCAACCCGCAUCUAUUUGAGGAAGUUGUCCAGUUACUGAAUCAGACAUGUCCUGGCUGCCACACUCCAAAGCAGAACAGAGAUUCAAAGAGGUCGAAUGGGGCAACGAGUCAAGCAACUUGCAAGUAUUGCUCAAAGGAUGGCACUAAACAAUACCCUGAUGUUAUCUUUAAGGCACUGACAAGCCCAAGAAUAACACUGUCCAAGGCUAAAGUUCAACACGACUAUAACUUUAUGGACAAAAUUUCGAUUACUGCAGAAGUUGCUGGCAGAGUGACAGACAAGUCCAAUAAUAAUGGUUCAUGUGAAGUUCUUCCCUUGGACUAUUGGGAUUUUGUACCUCAUCACCACCCCCCUCAAUCAAAUAUGACCAAGAUAUUAUUGUCUCCAUACCAAGUCUCUCACAUAUUGGAACAACUUGAUCCUGAGCUAUUUAGCCGGUUUGCGUCAAGGCUGGAGCUAAUUUUCCUGUCGUGUUUGCCGGUGACUCCUAACUUCCAUCGCGUGGCGGAGUUGCCCUAUGGGUUUUCAGAUGGCCCUCGCUUAGCUUAUGAUGACCUGACAAAAGCUUACAAGAGGACGAUUGAUGUUGGUAGGAAACUUGAUGACUUGCGUCAGCAUCCACAGUUCAGUGUUUUUGCAAGUUCACUUGUCACAAGCCGAGUUGUGGAGUGCCUCAAAUUGUCGAAGUUACACUCUAAAAAGACAGAUAAGGAAUCAUCAACAGACACACAUGGAAUGAAAUGGUUGAAGGAUGCCAUUCUCAGCAAACGGUCCGAUAAUGCUUUUCGGGGUACUAUGGUCGGUGAUCCAAAGAUUAGAUUGCAUGAAAUUGGCAUCCCUGUGGAUUUAGCUUCGAACUUGGUUGUUUCUGAGCAUGUUAACUCCUAUAACUUUGACAGCAUAAAUUCGAAAUGCAACCAUUACCUUCUUGCCAAUGAAGUUCUAGUCAUUAAGCGCAGUGGAAAGACAAUUCUUGUUCGGAAGCCAAAUCAGCUGGUAAUUGGUGACACUGUGCACAGGCUAUUGCAGGAUGGUGAUCUUAUUCUUAUCAAUAGGCCACCGUCAGUACAUCAACACUCCCUUAUUGGACUCUCUGCAAAAUUACUCCCAAUUCAGUCGGUUCUUUCAAUCAACCCACUGUGUUGUGCACCACUCGCGGGAGAUUUUGAUGGGGACUGUUUGCAUGGAUAUGUCCCACAGUCCAUACAGUCAAGAGUUGAGCUUGGGGAGCUAGUUAGUUUGAGCCACCAACUAUUGAACGCGCAAGAUGGGCGAAGUUUGGUGUCAUUAACACAUGACUCUCUAGCUGCAGCAUAUCUGUUAACAAGCUCAGAGGUUUUACUAAAGAAAACUGAAAUCCAGCAAUUUCAAAUGUUAUUACAUCCACUCUCGCCGACACCAGGGCCAGCAAUAAUGAAAUCUAUACACUCUCAUGGUCCACUGUGGACCGGUAAGCAGUUGUUCAGCAUGCUGCUUCCGUCUGAUAUGAGUUUCAGCAUUGAGUCUAAGGUACACAUCAUAGACGGUGAAGUUCUUGCCUGCCCAUCUGAAUCUUUUUGGCUGCAGAAUAGCAUAUCUGGCCUUUUUUCCUUCAUGUUCAAACAAUAUGGCGACACGGCUCUUGAGUUACUCUCUUCUGCUCAGGAUGUACUAUGUGAGUUUUUAACCAUGAGGGGUUUAAGUGUCAGUCUUUCGGAUAUCUAUCUGUUCCCAGACCACGACUCGAGGAGAAAACUAGCUGAUGGAGUUAAUCUGGCAUUGGAUGACGCUGAAGAGGCUUUUCGUAUUAAACAGAUAUUGCUAAGUCCAGAUUCCAUUCCAAUUCUGAAAUGUUAUGACGACUGUGCUGAUUUAUCACAAUCUUAUGAACAGUCCGAUUUCAUUCAGAGCAAUCUGCCAAUUAUAAAAUCUUCAAUCAUGGCAUUUAAGAGUGUAUUCAGUGAUCUUCAGAAGAUGGUUCAACAGCACACAGCCAGAAAUAAUUCAAUGAUGAUAAUGACUAAUGCAGGAAGUAAGGGUAGCAUGUUGAAGUUUGUGCAACAAACUGCAUGCGUUGGUCUUCAACUUCCAGCAAGCAGAUUCCCCUUUAGAAUUCCGUCGGAACUCUCAUGUGCCAGCUGGAAUAGGCAUAAAUCUGAGGGCAGGGGUGAAUGCUUGGGAGGCCAAAACUUGUAUGCUGUGAUCAGGAAUUCCUUUGCUGGUGGUUUAAAUCCGUUGGAGUGUCUUCUUCAUUCGAUAUCUGGCAGAGCAAACUUCUUCAGUGAGAAUGCAGAUGUUCCCGGGACUUUAACAAGAAAACUAAUGUAUCACCUGAGGGAUUUAUAUGUUGCUUAUGAUGGGACUGUUAGAAGUUCUUAUGGGCAGCAGAUAAUGCAGUUCACUUAUGAUACUGCUGAAGACAUGUGCAGUGAUCGCAAUCUGGAAGGUGAACUUGGUGCCCCUGUUGGUUCGUGGGCUGCUUGUUCCAUUUCAGAAGCUGCAUAUGGAGCUUUGGAUCACCCAGUGAACAGCUUAGAGGAAUCUCCUCUCAUGAAUUUGCAGGAUGUAUUGAAGUGCCAGAAGGGUGGUACUUCUAUGGAUCAUGUUGGUUUGCUUUUCCUGUCAAAGAAUCUAAAAAAAUAUAGAUAUGGUUUGGAGUAUGCAUCGCUAGAAGUUAAGGAUUAUCUCGAGCCAGUGAACUUCUCUGAUUUGGUUGACACCGUCAUGGUCCUACAUGGGGGAUGUCAGUCAACAAAAGGAAGUCCAUGGACUACUCAUUUUCAUCUAAGCCAGGAAAUGAUGACGAGAAAAAGAUUGGGACUAAGACUUGUUGUGGAAGAGCUUACAGAACAAUACAAUGCCAAAAGAGACAAGUUAAACGAUGUGAUCCCUAAAGUUUAUAUUUCGAAGGGCAAAUGUUCUGCUGACAAUGAGUGCAGUAACAGGCAGAUUUGUUGCAUCACUGUAGUAACACAGGAUGAAUCAAACUCUAUGUCUCAAUUGGACACUAUCAAGAAAAAGGUGAUUCCAAACCUGCUGGCCUUACUAGUGAAAGGAUUUUUGGAAUUUAAGAAAGUUGAGAUCCAGUGUCAAGAGGACCGUGAACUUGUUGUGAAAGUUGUUAUGUCUGAAGACCAUUGCAAGAGUGUGAAGUUUUGGGCUACUCUACAAAAGUCUUGCAUAGCAAUUAUGGAGUUGAUUGACUGGGAGCGGAGCCGGCCAGGGAGUGUAUAUGAUAUUUUCUGCUCAUAUGGCAUAGACUCAGCAUGGAAAUAUUUUGUUGAAUCUUUAAGAUCGAAAACUGAUGAUAUUGGAAGGAAUAUUCGCCGCGAACACUUGCUGGUCGUGGCAAAUUGCUUGUCUGUAAGUGGGCAGUUCCAUGGACUAAGCAGUCAGGGUUUGAAGCAACAGCGGACUCGAUUAUCAAUCUCAUCUCCAUUUUCUGAAGCUUGUUUUUCUAGGCCUGCACAUACUUUUAUAAAUGCUGCAAAGAAGUCUACAGUGGACAAUCUCUGCGGUACUGUAGAUGCAAUGGCGUGGGGCAAGGAGCCUUCUACUGGGACAUCGGGUCCUUUCAGGAUUAUGUAUUCUGGGAAGGCUCAUGCACCCAUACCAAAUGAGAACAUCUAUGACUUCCUACAUAGCCCUGAAGUUCGGCAAGCGCCGGGUGACGCUUUCUUAAAUGGUAGCACCAUAUCUGUGGAGCAAGAUUUUCUUGUUGCCACAGUUGGUAUAUGGGAUAACAUUAUUGAUAUGCGCACUUGCUUGCAGAACAUGCUACGAGAGUACCAAUUAAAUGAAUGUGUUGGGGAGCUAGAUAAAUCACGUGUAAUCGAGGCCCUGAGAUUUCAUCCCAGAGGGCAUGAAAAGAUUGGUGCCGGAAUAAGAGAUAUAAAGAUUGGACAUCAUCCUAGUCACCCAGGAACAAGGUGCUUCAUUAUGGUACGGGACGACGGUACCACUGAAGACUUUUCUUACAAGAAAUGUGUCCAGGGUGCCGCGGAUUCUAUCUCACCUGAGCUCGGACGUUAUAUAGAGAGGAUACUACGGAACAGAGCAGUUUCAUCGCAAUGUUAGCAGAGGCCAGGGGUCCAUCCUCCUUUUCGAAAAAAAAGAGUAGCACUGAUACGAUUUCAUCUAGUUCAGUUCAGACCAUAGGUAGGGAGCAUCUGAUGUUUUGUCUGACAAGGAGCCAUCGAACAGAAGAAGUGGAUGACGAUCGUCAGUUAUCCUAGCGAACUACUGACUGGCGAAGAUGCCAUGCUUCUUCGCCACCCUUCUGGUAGGAAAAGAACAUGUUGCCUUGUAGGGCGAUGCCAUUCUUUUGUUGUACAACCCUUCUUCUUCUUCUCCUUAGCAUUAGCAUUAGCAUCUGGAUAAGUUGGAAGGAAGGGAACUCCAUCGUGAACCCUGCUGCGCAUCGUUUGUAUAUAGAAAUUUUGGCCCAAA